GGAUGAGCCUGACCCUUAUCUUGCCAGCCAGCUGCAAAGGCAUUAUCCGGGGAACACAGCUAUGCACACACUCUUGCACUGGCUGGACUGCCUGGAGACCUUUCUCUUGUGUUGCAAAGCCAGCAGGAAAGCAAGGCUUGAACUACUCUGAGAUCUUACAUGUCCGAUGGAGAACACCAAAUUUACCCAACUUUAGAAACUCAUCCUCAGAACAAAACAACAAAAGACCUUGGCUGUGGUGCCAGUCCUAGAGUGCAUCGUGUCUGGUUUCCACCUCAUCCAAUCUCACUAGGGAAGUGUUUGCAGGUGAAAAUGAACAGUGGAAUUCUCUUGUCCCUCCUUGGCUUCCUCCCACUCGUGACACCCAUAUGCCCUGUGCCAUGCAAGUGCACCACCAACAUUACUGACUGCUCAUUGAAAAACCUGACUCUAGAAAAUCUGCCCACUGCUUUCCGUCCUUCGGCUGAAAUCAUCCACCUUGGUUCCAACAGGCUCACAUCUAUCCCCAAUGGGCUCUUUGACAACCUGAGGAGCCUCCAGGUAGUCUACCUGCAGGGCAACCCUUGGGAAUGCACCUGUGACAUCCUCUACUUGCGCUCCUGGCUCCAGUGGCAGCAGAACCGGAGCCUGUACAGGGAUGUGAGAUGCAGCUCCCCGGAGCACCUGCAGGGCCGGAUUAUUGCCUACCUGACAGAAGAUGAGAUCAUCUCCACGUGCCAGCACUGGUACUGCAGCCUGGCUCUCCUGUCUCAGAUCUCUCUCUUCAUCCUCCUUUUCCUCCAGGCUAUCUUGGUUAUCUUCAUCAUUGUCUACCUGCAGAAAUUUCGGAGAAUGACCGCUGAAGCCCGAAGCACCACCCGAGAGCUAGGCCAUCAGGUAGACCCUUGGGUGUCUUCUUCAAUAAACCCCUCCAACAAUGAUUAACAUCACAAGACAGAAGAUCCUCCUCCCUUUGGGGGACACUGUGCCAAAGUCCUGUAAUUUGUGAUACCCAGAGGGGAAAAUUCAGUACAGCAUCUAAUCCUGAUGGCAGUUUGAAGCAGGACUUGAGUUGAUCAGACACUUGCUGUGUUCCAAAAGAAUCAAUCUUGGGUUUUUUUCAGUGCUUUAUAUUCUUUAGUGUGAUUUUUACUGCUUGUCUGAGCUGAAAGUGGUUUGGCAGACUAAGGAAGUCAUAAACUACAGCAACCAGAACUGACUCAAACAGCUCAUAGGGGCUUGAGUGCUCAAUCCCUCCCCUCCUACAUUAUUCCAUCCCUCCUACAGUAACCCAGGAUGCUUCUGGUUGUGCUGGGUCAGGUGAGGACAGAGGUGGGAAGCGAACUGUUUGAAUAGUGAGCUAGGACAAUGGAGAAAUACAGUUUCCUUCUGCUACCACAGACAGCAUUAAGAGCUUUGGACUAUGGAUUUAGUCUUCUGCCUUGGUUUCCCAAGUAAAAGGGAAAGGAAAUAUGUUUUUGCUUGAUGCAUCUUUUCCAACGUUCUUCUGGGGGAGAGAGGGCAUGUCUAGAAGCCCACUCAUUUUACCUUAUCUGCAUUCCUUUUAAUUUACUUUAGUUUUAAUACUGACUUAAGCAAGUGAGAUUUGUGACCUGAAUCUUUAUGAGAAAUUAAUCCUGAAGACAAGAAUUGUUUGACUGUGCCUGUAUGGCACCUGGCAUGAGAGAUCUGGUCUUGAGAGACUCAAACUGCAACCCCCACUGAUGUACCUACUGCUGUUUAUGGUAUUAGUUAUUUUUGAAAUAAAGCAAAAUUGAAAUAAAAUUAUGCAUAAUGA
Molecule: messenger RNA, 1777 nt
Organism: Cinclus cinclus
Lineage: Eukaryota; Metazoa; Chordata; Aves; Passeriformes; Cinclidae
Gene: GP1BB
Product: glycoprotein Ib platelet subunit beta
Exons: 2
Coding region: 160-924 (254 amino acids)
Source: RefSeq, a predicted model, not a curated record